This is a messenger RNA of Scedosporium apiospermum, 756 nucleotides long. RefSeq lists its product as uncharacterized. The transcript has 3 exons. The record is from RefSeq and is a predicted model, not a curated record. Bases 1 to 756 code for a protein of 251 amino acids. Lineage: Eukaryota; Fungi; Ascomycota; Sordariomycetes; Microascales; Microascaceae. Gene Ontology annotation, cellular component: cell wall. Gene Ontology annotation, molecular function: manganese ion binding.
AUGCGUUUGACUUCCACCGCCGCCGCUCUCGUCCUCGCCUUUACCUCCUCCGUCCUCGCCGCCCCGGGCUCCUUCCACGAGCGCCGGCAGGACAACAACCAGGCUCCUCCCGCCGACGCCCUCUCCGUUACCCAGAAGCUCCUUCUUGCUCCUCUUGCUGUCGACCGCUUCAAGAUCCUCACCAAGCCCGAGGACUUCAAGUUCAACCUCACCCCCGAUGACAUCCCCGAGGGCCAAGGCGGAAGCGUCAAGCUAGCUAACCGCGCCAGCUUCCCAGCCCUUGUUGGCACCGGCGCCUCCCUGGCUGUUGGCAGGAUAGCCCCCUGCGGUAUCAACACCUUCCACGUUCACCCCCGCUCCGCCGAGCUCCAGCUCGUCAUCGAAGGCAGCCUCGUCACCGAGAUGGUCCCCGAGAACGGCGCCGAACCCAUCCGCAACACCGUCAACAAGUUCGAGGUGACACCAUUCUACCAGGGCUCCAUUCAUCAUCAAUGGAAUCCGACCUGUUCAGACGCAUUUUUCGUCGCGGCGCUCCCCAAUGAAGAUCCAGGAACGGGCCAGCUCGUCAACAAUAUCUUUAAGCUUGACCAGAACGCGCUUCUCGAUACCCUCGACAACAGGUUCGACAGCGCCAUCUCCGGGGACUUGAUUGAGAAGAUCAAGCAGAACCUGCCUCAGUCCGUCGUCCAGGGUGUUCGGGCCUGCAAUGCUAAGUGCAAGCCUCAAGCUCCAGAGAACACUGAGCCGUCCAAAUAG